ACAAACUGCCAAACUACCAAAUAUCUAAUGGACACCGCUACGAUUAUUAUCCGAAUUAUUCGGUCAUUUGAGUAUCGGAACAUUCGAAAUGUGGUCUUGAAGGACGUAUCGCUUCUUUUAACAACUGACGAAUUAAAAUCAAGAAUAGUUAAAGAGCUAAGCGUUGCUCCAGGGCUACCACCACCGUUCCGCAGAUACGACUAUGAUACUUUGAAGAUAGAACAUCAUGCUUAUGGUGCAAAAACAAAUGAUCCAGUUAUUAACCAGGAGAAUGACGAAGGCCUUAUUCUCAAAGCAGGAUGUACACUUGAUGAAAGUGAUGUGAGAAAUGAAACUGAAAUUUCUUUCUUCAAAUAUGAAGAUUAUUUGAUGUAUAAAAACAACCCUGUCUUGAAAUUUGGAUCUGGUUAACUACUGAAAAGGCAUUUUAUUAGCACCCACAUCACCUGUGCUUGUUGCAAUGAUGUGGUAUUCAUUCAUUUAAUAAGUUUGUGUCAAAUACACUAAAGUAUUUUUUGA
Molecule: messenger RNA, 519 nt
Organism: Daphnia carinata
Lineage: Eukaryota; Metazoa; Arthropoda; Branchiopoda; Diplostraca; Daphniidae
Product: UPF0538 protein C2orf76 homolog
Exons: 2
Coding region: 28-411 (127 amino acids)
Source: RefSeq, a predicted model, not a curated record